GUAAAUGUCGCGGGAAUCUGUGCACCACAAUCUGGAAAUCCGAUGCGUGUUUGUCGGAACGUUUUUACGAAUAAUAAUAAUGAACAUGAAUGCUAAAUGAUUUGGGUGGAUCAUGGAGACGCCGAAUCCUCCGGUUAACAUCGACAAGAGGUUCCCGAGCGUGCCGUUCAACCCGCGCAGGAAGCUGAGCAUCCCCGUGGCCUUCUCUGCGCAGAACAUCGAACAGAUCGCGAUACGCAGGCGCUUCAGUAACGUGGGCGAUGCCGUCACCCGGAAACUUUCGACUACGAUCGGAUGGCGGGGGAUCGGAAGUGGUAAACCUCCGGAGGAGGUUGUGGCCAUAGGAAGGGCCCUUUGCACCCUGUACGUGAGGAGCAGGCUGAAGAGGGCUUGUGUUUUCAACAGGAAGCUGGGGCUGACGAGAGUCAGGAGUGCCGUUGGCACUUUGACAGGUUGUGGCGCAGUAGUCAGAGAAGUAUUCCCAUGCCUGGCCUGUGCCUGCAACGAAUUGGAACGGAUGUUCCCGAGACUCUAUUCCAACAUCACGAGACAAACGGGUCCUUCUCCGGGAGGAGGCAUUUCCGGAUUGCUGCUGGCCUUUGGCCACCAUAUUUUGAGGUCGCAGCCUUCCUGGGGGAAGGUGGUGGCGAUUUACAGUGUGGCCGGUGGUUUGGCCGUGGACUGCGUUCGACAGGGACACCACGAUGACCUGCACGUGCUUUUGGAGGACAUGACUGAGCUUUUGGAGGACCGUUUGGCCCAUUGGGUCCACGCGAACGGUGGAUGGGCCGGACUGACUUCUCAGUGUUUAGAUCAGGAUCAGGAAAUCUCAAUAGUGGAGUACUUAACGAUCUUUGGACUUGUAGGGACGAUUUUGUUGGUAGCUUAUUUCUUGGUACGAUUUUUUGUUUCGUUUAGCCUGUUGUAAACUUUGUAUGACUGUUUAGUGAAUGGUUUUUGUAAAUUAUUUGAUUUAUUCAUUGUUAAAACAUUAUUUAUAAUAAAUAAACUCAUUAUAAUUAUAUAAACUGUUUUUAAUUAAAAAAAUUAGUUAUAAAC
Messenger RNA from Aethina tumida (small hive beetle), 1059 nucleotides. Its product is annotated as bcl-2-related ovarian killer protein homolog A. The transcript has 4 exons. The record is from RefSeq and is a predicted model, not a curated record. NCBI's taxonomy places the organism in Eukaryota, Metazoa, Arthropoda, Insecta, Coleoptera, Nitidulidae. Gene Ontology annotation, molecular function: protein homodimerization activity; protein heterodimerization activity. Bases 113 to 928 code for a protein of 271 amino acids. Gene Ontology annotation, cellular component: mitochondrial outer membrane. Gene Ontology annotation, biological process: regulation of apoptotic process; extrinsic apoptotic signaling pathway in absence of ligand; intrinsic apoptotic signaling pathway in response to DNA damage.